This is a messenger RNA of Neodiprion fabricii, 2320 nucleotides long. RefSeq names its product beta-galactosidase-1-like protein 2. The record is from RefSeq and is a predicted model, not a curated record. Gene Ontology annotation, cellular component: vacuole. The transcript is spliced from 9 exons. The coding region runs from base 310 to 2235 and encodes 641 amino acids. Gene Ontology annotation, biological process: carbohydrate metabolic process. NCBI's taxonomy places the organism in Eukaryota, Metazoa, Arthropoda, Insecta, Hymenoptera, Diprionidae. Gene Ontology annotation, molecular function: beta-galactosidase activity.
UAAUCUGUAAAUUUAAGAUUCAACAUUUUCCGCUGGAGUACAGAAACAAGAAAGACUGUGUGAAGUUUGCAUCUGUUUAAAAAAUAUGCAGGACUGCUUUACUAGUUUAUCUGAUAAUUCUAUAUACAACAUUUUUAUUGUGUAUGAAAAUUGCUUGUGGUCAGAUAUCUAAUCAUUCUUUUAGUUAAUCUCUUAUCUUAAGUCACCUUAGUCCAUCACAAUGAUAAAUAUACUUGGGUUCAAAUUCAGUAAGUUGAUUUCAACCCACAGUUUACUUUCACCGCCGAUGAAAACUAUUCGGCUAAAGCUAUGAGUCUACCGACAUUGUACCAACACUACGUAUCGCCCAAAGUUAAUUCGGGUCUUUACGCUAAACCUGAUGGAUUCUACUUGAAUGGGAAAAAAAUUUCCCUUCAUAGCGGAGCUCUUCAUUAUUUUCGAGUUCCUCAAGCAUACUGGAGGGAUAGAUUAAGAAAGUACAGAGCAGCUGGUCUAAACGCUGUGGAAACCUAUGUUCCAUGGAAUUUGCACGAACCCCUGAGAGACGUGUUCGAUUUUGGUGAUGGAGAUAACGAUUUUUCGGAUUUUCUGGAUGUUGUUAAAUUUAUCAAGAUUGCACAGGAAGAGGAUCUAUUUGUGAUUGUUAGACCAGGACCUUACAUUUGUGCUGAAUGGGAUUUUGGUGGACUCCCAAGUUGGAUUUUAAACGAAGAGGGAUUGAAGCUGAGGACCUCUGAACCAAAGUACAUGAAAAGAGUUACCGAUUACUUCAACAAACUUCUGCCACUCUUCACUGACUUACAAUUUACAAAAGGGGGACCAAUAAUUGCAUUUCAGAUCGAGAAUGAGUACGGUUCCGUUGAAGAAGAUGGAACAGUUCCUGAUAUUGAAUACCUUAAACAACUUAAAGAUCUGUUCGUAAAUCAUGGCCUUGUUGAAAUGUUCUUCACUUCGGACACUCCGACUCUUCAUAGAGAUGCUGGAUCCCUGCCAGGAGUGUUGCAGAUGGCCAAUUUUAAAGUUGAUCCAGAAAAAGAACUAAAUCUCCUAAAGGAAUUGCAACCCAACCACCCAGCUAUGGUCAUGGAAUAUUGGACUGGUUGGUUCGAUCACUGGCUCGAACCGUAUCAUUCCAUUGAACCAGUUCACGUUUAUGCUGAUGUCCUAGAGAGAAUUUUAAGUUUUCCAUCAUCUGUUAAUUUCUAUAUGUUCCAUGGUGGUACUAAUUUUGGAUUUAUGAAUGGAGCCAACGUUUUUGAGAACUAUCAAGCAGACGUUACAAGUUAUGAUUAUGAUUCGCCAAUAACUGAAGCAGGAGACUACACACCGAAGUAUCAUAAAACCAAAGAGAUUUUGGCAAAGUAUCAAACUGUGAUAACCAAAUUACCAGAUUUACCUGCAGAAUCAUCAAAAGUAGCUUAUCCCACUCUGAAAAUAUUCGGUCAUUUGGAUUUUGAGGAUAUCCUUGAUCAGUUGCCUGCAGACUUGAAGGUGAAAUUAUCCAAUGUGACCAAUAUGGAAAACUUGCCAAUUAAAAAUGGCAAUGGCCAAUCUUACGGAUACAUAAACUACCGGAAAAAGGUUACAUUGAAAACCGCGUCUACCCUGAAAAUCUCUGGGUAUGUGCAAGACACAGCAAUGGUGCUUGUUGACGGAGAGCUGAAGAGCAAACCACUAGAAACUGAAGAAGAUAUUAAUGGCUUUGGUUAUUGGAUGCAGAAAGAUGCUGAGUUAACAUUGAAUUCUGAUAAAGCUGGGGAAAAAACUUUGGACAUCAUUGUAGAAAAUUGGGGACGUGUCAACUUUGGUGUCCUUGCUAAUUUUGAUCAGAGAAAAGGUUUGUGGCAAGGGCCAGUUUACGUCGAUGACAAAGAGCUAAAAGAUUGGGAAAUCUAUGCUCUUGAGUUUGAUUCUAAGUGGGCAAAGUCUCUAACUAAUUGGAAACUGGGACCGCCCUCUAUCAGCACUAGAGGUCCGUCCGUUUCCCGAUUCGUCAUAAACUUAGCUUUACCUCAGGAUACAUUUAUUGAUUUGCGUGGUUGGACAAAGGGUUUGGUAUUUGUAAACGGUUUCAAUUUAGGGCGGUACUGUCACCUUGGACCAACAAGGACCCUUUACUUGCCAGCGCCCUUACUUAAGAAAGGACAAAACGAAAUUUUAGUAUUUGAACAUUUCAAGUCAGAUAUUGAAUUGAGCUUCUUAGAUUACCCUAUUUUGGGAGAUUUGAAACCCUGAAGUAACAAAAAAAAAAAAAAAAAUGUGAGAGAGCCAGACGUCAUUUCUGAUUAUAAGUGUCAAUUUACACCCGAAUAUCUGUCAG